Molecule: messenger RNA, 3884 nt
Organism: Cephus cinctus (wheat stem sawfly)
Lineage: Eukaryota; Metazoa; Arthropoda; Insecta; Hymenoptera; Cephidae
Product: dynactin subunit 1
Exons: 9
Coding region: 1892-3406 (504 amino acids)
Source: RefSeq, a predicted model, not a curated record
CGAUUAGUUACGAUGUCUUUUUCGAUUCCUACAAGAACUGCCAAAAUAUCGAACAGAUCAAUGUCGUUUAUUCCCAAAGGAGGAAACUGCAUUUUUUGCUGGACCUUUAAUCUCUCGACCAAAUAUCGAUGAACGAGAUCCUGCCGAUAUUUUUUCCUGCGCUCUUUCUUUAUUUCUUUCUUUUCCUUCGCACCUGCCCAGGAGUCCGCCGAAACUCCUUAACGAGGAUCAAAGCCAAGACAACCAAAGAUCAGUUUGAUUAGGUUCCGCAUUUUCUAACUCGGAUCAAUGAUUUUUCGUGCAGCUCCGCUCAUGAUAUCCGGUGUGCUCCUUGAACCGUUCACCAUCGACUAUUACCAUUAAGAAAUGCGCCGCGACGAAUCCUGCCCCACGCAUCGUGCCUCGAAGGGUCAUGACCCGCCUGGAGCCUAAUUAAAAAAUGACCCAACUCCCAGUAAUUUCCGUCCACUUCGCCGUGCAUUUAUUGCACUGAUAACUUUAACAUAAGACAAGGCCCAGACUUUUUGCAGGCUAAUUCAAAGAAUUUUUAACUCUUACCCGGAUAGCUCGAGACUCAAUGAAAUUUCUAUUGUGAAAUUCGCUCGUCACGGGUCAAGUUUCCUACGAACGAUACCGAAUGCUUCGCGACUUCGUCGAUAGGUUUAACGGUGCAGGGCGGCGAGUCAUGUUAUAAAAUCGGUAAUGGUAACCAAAUCAAAUUUACUCGUCUAAUUGGUGAUAAUUGAUUGUUGAGGUAGUGUUGAAAAAAAAAUUAACAGAAAAAUAAUUGAUACCUCGGUAAUUGAUUUUACCUGUGGAAAAAGUAACGCCAAAAAUGUCAUUAAGUUACCACAAUGUAUUAAACGCUCGUCCAAUUCGAGUAACAUCAUGGGAACACUUUCGAUUCCGAUGUUACGUAACCAAAGAAAUUUCAGGAAAAGCUCUUCACUCUUGUUAACAGUUACACGUCCAUAAAAAAUUUGCUACAUAAGAGAACAUUGCCUCUGCAAUUACGUGAUUCGCGGUUGGUUCCGUCGUUAUAAUGGGCUCAAAUUCUAUAUUUAUACACGGUAACACGUAGACGUCAUUAUUUUUCAUUUCUUUUUAUAUACAUACAACAAAUUGAAUUAUCCUCGAUCAAUUAUUCAUUCAAACACUCCAAUGAGCACUACUGAUCUUAACAAGGAUCUGUGGCGCUCGUGCAAACCGCUAGAUCUGGAGUAACGAUUUACGAAGGCGAAUGCACAUUUUCGUUGCUGCACUCGAUCUUUCGCUCAACGCUGACUCAACGUGACCAAUGCACAUUAAUGCACGCGCGUUCUUUCCACUUGACAUUCACUGGUCAAGUUGCGUUUACAUAAUGAUUUAUAUUGAAUAACAGUAAUGGAUGCUGGGAUAAUGAUUUGAACGUUAAUAAUUGAAUUCGGAUUGGCGGGUAAACCAAUAUUAAUAAUUGACGUAUAAAAGGGUCUAAUAAAAAUUUUCUUUCAAAAUCUAUACGUCCGCUUGAGCCACAAUAAGUUUGGUAUUAUUUUCUGGUCGGUUAGUUCCCGUGGUAAUAAUUUUGUAAGAACGGUGGUUUAGUAACGGGAGGAGGAACGCUUGUGAGUCUAGUGAAAAAUAUGAAAGGAUCGUUGAUCGGUAUAUUAUGAAAAUAGAAACUGAUAUUGGAGUUUAUCGAUAUCGAUUUGUACGUUCAAACAGUCGAUCAUUUGUUAUCUGUCUUAUUGACAGAUCUAUCACUGGGUACUUAAAGGAUCAUUGGUUUGAUUGUACUCAUGACGUUUCUCGAUAUGACGACUCUCGCCAUGGUGUGAUAUGAGGUUUACCUAAAUUCGACAAUUUCAAUUAAGAUGAGGGAUAUUUUAUUUAUUCUGUACGUAGGUAAGUAAUGAAUGUCGAUAUGCUGACCAAACUUGAAAAAAUUAUUAUGUCGUUCACAGUGGUGAUAACAGUUUUCUAUAUCGACUGUCGACGAUCACAAGGAGUUCAGGAUCAUCUGAAUACAAGAGAUAUACUCGACUCUGUGGAAGGUGACUAUGGUUCGGCUCACAAGAAAACUGGAGAAAAGGCUUCGAACAUAGCACAAAAAGCAGCUCAAGAAGCUAAAGCAGCCUCGGACGCUCAGAAUAUUGCUGGUCAGCAAGCGUCCCGGCAGGUGAAGACACAAUUGGCCGAGAAGGCUGUGCAGGCUGCGAAGGCAGCAGAAGCAGCGUUAUCCGGGAAGGAGGCGAUAGUCGAGCAGCUGCAAGAAGAAGUGAAGGAGGCCGAGUCUGUAGUGCAAGAAGAAUCCGCGUCGCUACAGGAGUCGCAGCAAAACGUUAACGCAGCGAUGGAAGCAGCUCAUCAGUCUCAGCAACAACUGAAGACACUUACGCGAGCGCUGCAGACGGCUAAGUCGAACAUAGGUAAUGCGCAGGCGGCCGCACAGGGUGCGCAGCAGUCGCUCAAUGAAAAACACGAACUGCUCGAAGCUGCCAAGAGACGCGUUGAGGAAUUGGCUAAACAGUUGCAGACUGCCAAAGCUGACUUGUCUAAUACGAAUCAGGCAACGUUAAAGGCCAGCGCCGCAGCACGCGAAGCAAAACUGAAUGCCAAUAGAAAUAAGAGAAGACGAGCUCAAUGGCGAAGGUCGGGAUAUUCUGAACAAGACAAAGGAUCUGAGCAAAGGAAUUAUGAGGAAGCAGAACUCGUCAUUAGUAAAUUUGGAUUUCGUAAUAUGAGGAUAGUACUGUUCAUUAUGAUCUGUAUGCUUAUUUCUGUACAUUCAGAUGCGAAAAGGUACAGGAGAUUGAGAGACAUUUCGUGUAAUGGUACUCCAAACCAGAAGAAAUCAAACAAAGCAACGAGCAUUGCUCAGAAAGCUGCACAAGAGGCGAAGGCUGCAUCGGAUGCGCAGAAUGUUGCUGGUGCUCAGGCAUCGCAUCAGGUCAAGGCUCAACUAGCCGAAAAGGCCGUAGAAGCAGCAAAAGCAGCGGAAGCUGCUCUGGCCGGUAAGGAAGCGAUAGUUGAUCAACUCCAAGAGGAAGUGAAGGAGGCAGAAGCUGUAGUACAGGAAGAGAGCUCCUCUCUUCAGCAAUCGCAGGCUAACGUGAAUGCAGCCGUGCAAGCAGCGCAGCAAGCUCAGCAACAGGUGAAGACCUUGACCCAAGCUGUACAGACAGCCAAUGCCAAUUUGGGAAAUGCAGAAGCGGUUGCUCGGGAAGCCCAACGCGAAAUGAUUGAAAAGCAGCAACUAGUGGAUGCAGCAAAUCACAGAGUCGAGGAAUUGAUUAAGCAGAUGCACUGUGCAACAUCAGAUUUGGGAAAUACCAAACAGGCUGCGAGCAAAGCUAGCGCCGCGGCUCACGAGGCUAAGGUCAAUGCUAAUCGCAACAAACGUGGUCAAAUUAAUGUUCUCCUAUGAGGAACGGCCCUUCAAUAUCGCACUUUGCUUUGCGCUACUCGAUCACUGGCAUGCUAUUAAUUAUUGUGAUAUCGACAGGCGACCGCCGAUUGAAUUUAGUGAUUUGACUAAUGACCAUGGAAAAUUCCAAAGUACGUGCACCUAGCGUAUCGAUCGAGUAUCAAAGUCAUGAAGCUUCCUCUGGAACGGAGCUGGCUUUCUUUUCUUGCUGGCAGUCCGUAACGUCAAUCGGGACAGUCUGACUCUACUUUACCAUUUAACUGGUCGAUGCAUCGAAUACAGGGAUAAUAAUUUUAAUGAAAUUUUUUUGACAUUCAAAAAAUUUAUAUCGUUAAAUUCACAUUCGUAUACAUCCUCAACCUUGCGCCGACAGAACUAAUUUUACUAGAACUAGACUAACACCUUUGUGAUUACACACUAACCUAAAAUUAUACCAAGUUUACAGUCCAAUACAAGAUUUUAUGAUAAAUCUACAACC